Messenger RNA from Mytilus californianus (California mussel), 3382 nucleotides. RefSeq lists its product as uncharacterized. The record is from RefSeq and is a predicted model, not a curated record. The coding region runs from base 78 to 1622 and encodes 514 amino acids. The transcript has 11 exons. NCBI's taxonomy places the organism in Eukaryota, Metazoa, Mollusca, Bivalvia, Mytilida, Mytilidae.
ACGUUAACUUCCUGAGUCAUAUGAAAUUGAGGACUAUAAAGAGAAGAAAAUAUUUUUGAAUACACGGACAAAGUAAAAUGAUGAGGAUUUCAAAAGAUCGAAUAGUCAAUUCUACAGCAGACAAUCAAUGGAUUGACGUACAGCAGACUACUGGUAGCAUGGAAAAGACUAUGGACGAUGAAGCAACCAUAACAUGUGGUAAACAUGUGAAGAAGCUUAUUACUAGACAAUUUGGAAAGAAUUGUAAACCAGCAAAAUUCAAACUCAAGCAAUCCGACAAUGACAGAGGACGAUUCAAAAUAAAAUUAAAUGACGGAUCAAAAAACCAUACCCUUAAACUGUCUGUAGACUUUAAAAAUUCUACAGUUGACAUGGAAUACGAUAAUUUCAAAAGACAAAACUCAAUGACAACAUGGAAAAGGCAUAGUGCUUGUGGAAACAAAAAGAAAAAUGAAUCCCGUCCAGUAACAAUAGAGGUUCAAACAGAGAAUCCUGAUGUUCAAAGUCAAGACGAAUGUCAAACAGAAAAUCUGAAUACGCAGAUACAAAACGUAGUCCAAUCACAGAAUAAGGAAGUUCAAACACAAACAGAAGUCCUAUUGCAGAAUCCUGAUAUUCAAACGAAGACUGAACAAUUUACAGAAAUUAAACUUAACGAAGACGUUUCAACUGAAAUUAAUUCAAAUAUUACAGAUAUAACCAAUCAAAAUGAGUUUCAGAUCAGUACCGACAAGGAACAACUUGACACAAAUGCAUGUAUAAAGAUUGGUGAUAAUUCAUUUUGUUAUACAAAGUUAAAAUGCGAAAGGAAGGAAAUUGAGAAACAGUAUGGUUCAACAGUUUUAGUCGGUACUCCCGAAAGAUGGUUCACACUCAAUGCAGCAGUACCAACUUACACAAACUCAGAAUACAAUGUGUCAUCUAGUUUGUUUGUUAACAUUGAAAGAACACCAGAACAUAAUAGCGCUACCUUUUUGCAUCCAGUUGAUAAACUAAAGAAUGAAAAAAUAGUUGAAUUGUGUCAUGGAGCAUUGCACAAAAUAAAUACAUCUUCUGACCAAUUUCAAAACUUAGAUGACGUGUCUACGAACGCAUCCCUCUCAACAAAUAGCUUCAACCACGUGAGUGAUCAAAACAUAUUAGAAUCUGAAAAUAAGAAAACAACUCCUGUUCAAAAUGAAGUGACAGCAAGUAACUAUUUCCAAACUAGUGAAAAGAAUUCAGAAAUAAAAUAUGAACAAGCUCAGGCGAUUCAGGAAGAAGGGUGUCGACGAAAAAAAGUAACAUCUAAAGUUAAAGGUCAAACCAGACACGUUCCGCAAAAACCGUUCUACAUAAUUACCACACAAGACGAAGAAUUUGUAAGACAAUUACUUUUAGAUUUUCCUCUACACGAUUUCGUUAGAAAGGAAACUAACCACUUCUUUAGAAAUGAACAAAAAAUGCACUUCACUCGUCCAUCUGUACCAAUACCUUCAAUGCAUCCUCUUCUGCCAUAUAAACUUCUUUAUCUUGAUGAAGUAGAAACGUCAGAGCAUCAUGUUAUAGAAACGUCGUCAGCACCAACUGAACCAAAAAGUCAGGAUUCGGACCUUCAUCACGAGGAAGAAUACUUCAUUUAAAGAUUUUGGAACUUUGUUAUCAUUAUUUAGUCAUUAGAUAUUUGCAUUUGAAGAUAACUUUUGAAAUAUUCUGUAAAAUAUACUUUUUAUUCGCUUACAAUGCUAUAUCUUUUAAAUAUGACAGAACAAUGUUCUGUUUGUGUUUAUCAAUUGUCUCUAUCAUGUUUACUACAAAUGCCUCCAUAAGCUAUCUGUAUACCUAUUAUAUCUUUCCUACUUUUUUCUGUAUAAUAACACUAAGUGAUAUUUUGUAAAAUAUUGGCUGUAUCAGACCGCUAGUCGAGUUUUCAAAAGGUUCACCUACUGGCAAAAUCCUUUCGCCUGAAACUCACAUAUAUGUUGUUUUUAACAUUAAGAGAACAUAUAACUGUAUUGGCAUUAGACAUACGAUGAAAAACAAUAGCAAAUUCAAAUGCGGUCUUCAAUAAAAUUGAGAAUGGAAAAGGGGAAUGUGUCUAAGAGACAACAACCCGACUGAAGAGCUUUUUUUUAAUGUUCCAGUUCCUAUCAAACACGCCAAAAGCGUACAUUUGGAAUUCCUGGAGCAUCUUAAACUGUUAUGUUCUAACAUCAAAACCUUACCUUACCUUAUGAUAAAAUAAAUUACAGGAGGCUUUGAACUGUUCCGACUAAAAAAUAAUAUGUGAAAAAAAGAAAAAAAAAGUCAUAAAUUUCAACCGGAAGUAUACGACGACUACCAUUUAAUUUAGAGAUUUCCAGUUUUUGUAAAAUUACAUUGGAAAGGAAAAUUGGGUGAUGAGGCCAGUAUUUUAAUCCAUUUAGAUAACAAAACUUUAAACUAUUAAAAAGCAAAAACUUGGUAAACAACAUUUUUGUGAACGUGAAAUAAAGAGAUUAAAGAAAAAAUAACGGAAUCUGAGGGACCAUUAAAAGCAUCUUCGUAAUUUGGUAAUCGUUUAACUCAAUAAUAUAUCAACCUGCAUUAACAAAAUAAAUACAAAGAUGAAUGACAAAUUAAGAAAAAAAAAAAAUACCGAAGUCGAAAAAUACGGAAGGAAUCAUCAAACUCAUAAGUCGAAAACCCAUGGACAGUGCCAUGGCAAAAAAAACCCAACUGUCAACAGUAUACAAAACAAACAAAGUAACUAAAGACUAAGUAAUACGAACUCUACCAAAACCGCGGGUUCCUAGGUGGUCUGGCAGGGUUUGUAGAUCCUGCGCCGCAUGUGGCACCUGUCAUGUUCCUCAUGUAAGUACAAACUCCUUAGUAAGUCUUAUUCGGUAGGUAACACUUAAUCGAGGAAAAGAAUAUGGGAUUGUUGUAACGACAAUUGGAACAUAUCCGUCGUAAUUGGUGUACUAUUCAUUCUUUCAUUUCAUUGUGUUCUGUAUUUCUUUCUUCCAUUCUUUAUGUGUAUAUUCAUUCAUGAGAGAACAUUACUCCAAACUGAUCACAUCCUCAGUUUAACGUUUCAGCCCAGCCGUAACAAAAUAUAAGAAAUGAGGGGGUGAGGAGAAAUGAUGUUUAUAAGAAAUGUAUGAAACCAUCAGAUUUUUGUUUAUUCUUACUAAUACUGAAAUAGCACAUUCCUAUUUGUUGAGCAUUUACCCGGUUUGAAGUAAGAUUUCAUUUUUUUACAUUAUAGAUCUGUAUUAUUGACAUUGUCAUGCAUUACCGUAUAUUCUUGUGCUUGUUUUUUGAGUUUCACAUAUACAAUCUACGAUAAAUUGUAUUUACCAAGAAGACAAAAAUGAGCGAGUGUGAAAAUGUUUUAUUAAUAAAUUUGAUUUAAACUUCA